Melanotaenia boesemani (Boeseman's rainbowfish) is the source of this 2676-nucleotide messenger RNA. It is a transcript of the gene wdr1, whose product is annotated as WD repeat domain 1. Gene Ontology annotation, molecular function: actin filament binding. The coding region runs from base 132 to 1952 and encodes 606 amino acids. Gene Ontology annotation, cellular component: cortical actin cytoskeleton. The record is from RefSeq and is a predicted model, not a curated record. The transcript is spliced from 15 exons. Lineage: Eukaryota; Metazoa; Chordata; Actinopteri; Atheriniformes; Melanotaeniidae. Gene Ontology annotation, biological process: sarcomere organization; actin filament depolymerization; locomotion.
GAGGGAGCGCUGCACCCGCUUCCGUGUUUGUGUGAUCAGGGAGGGUUGUGCACACAGCCAGAGGAACGUCUCUGUCUGCACUAUUUCAUUCAUUGGGAAAAGUAACGAUCAGUUAGAGGCCAACAAGGAAAAUGCCGUACGAACUGAAACGUGUAUUCGCCAGUCUCCCACAGAUGGAGAGGGGAGUUGCAAAGGUGAUUGGUGGUGAUCCCAAAGGAAACAACUUCCUCUACACCAAUGGGAAGUGUGUCAUCAUCAGGAAUAUUGAAAAUCCAGCUAUUGCAGACAUUUAUACUGAGCAUGCCCAUCCGGUUACUGUGGCCAAGUAUGCCCCCAGUGGAUUCUAUAUUGCAUCUGGAGAUGCAUCAGGAAGGAUCCGUAUCUGGGACACCACACAGAAAGAGCACAUGCUCAAAUAUGAGUACACCCCUCUUUCAGGGAAGAUCAAGGACAUUGCAUGGACAGAGGAUAGCAAGAGGAUUGCUGUUGUUGGGGAUGGACGAGAAAAGUUUGGCGCAGUGUUCUUGUGGGACUCUGGCUCAUCAGUGGGAGAGGUGUCUGGCCAUUCAAAACUGAUAAACAGUGUGGACAUAAGACAGAAACGCCCUUACCGCCUUGCCACUGCUAGUGAUGACACCUGUGGUUCCUUUUUUGAAGGACCACCCUUCAAAUUCAAAUUCACCUUGCGGGACCACAGCCAAUUUGUCAACUGUGUCCGUUUCUCUCCAGACGGAAGCCGAUUCGUCACAGCUGGCGCUGAUGGCCAGAUAUUUGUCUAUGAUGGAACAACUGGUGAACGUGUUGGAUCACUGGGUGGAGAGAAGGCCCACGGCGGAGGAAUUUAUGCUGUCAGUUGGAGCCCAGACAGUUCCCAGCUGAUCUCUGCUUCAGGGGACAAGACUGUGAAGCUCUGGGAUGUUGGUGCAGGUACGGCUGUCACCACCUUCAACAUGGGCUCUGAUGUGACAGACCAGCAGCUGGGUUGCCUGUGGCAGAAAGACCACCUCCUCAGCAUCUCUUUGUCUGGAUACAUCAACUACCUGGACAAGAACAGCCCUAACCGGCCCAUACGUACAGUGAAGGGUCACACCAAAUCCAUCCAGUGUCUGACCGUUCACAAAAAUGAAGGACGAUCAUACAUCUACUCGGGGAGUCAUGAUGGACACAUCAAUUACUGGGAUGCAGAAACGGGAGAGAAUGACUGUUUCUCAGGAAAAGGCCAUAGCAACCAAGUGAGCAAGAUGGUGACUGACGAAGCCAAUGAACUGGUGACAUGCAGCAUGGACGACACACUGCGCUUCACAAACCUCAAGAAGAAGGAAUACAGUGCCUCUGAUAUGGUAAAGAUGGAUUUCCAGCCUAAAAGUGUGUCAGCAGCAGUAGGAGGGCUGUCAUUGGCUGUGUGCAUCGGGCAGAUCGUCUUGCUGAAGGAUAAGAAGAAAGUCUUCACGUUGGACAACCUUGGCUACGAAGCGGAGGUUGGCGCUAUCCAUCCUGGUGGCACCACUGCUGCAGUGGGGGGAGCAGAUGGGAAGGUCCACCUGUACUCGAUUCAGGGCAACACUCUGAAGGAUGAGGGUAAAACUCUUGACUCUAAAGGACCCAUCACAGACAUGGCAUACUCUAAUGAUGGAGCCUAUCUGGCUGUUAUUGAUGAGAAGAAAGUUACCACAGCCUUUAAUGUGGCAGAUGGAUACUCGGUCAAAAAUGAGUUUUAUGGACACCAUGCCAAACCAGUGACUUUGGCGUGGUCACCUGAUAACGAGCACUUUGCGACUGGUGGAAUGGACAUGAUGGUGUAUAUCUGGGCGGUCGGAGAUGCUGACCAGAGGAUCAAACUUCCAGAUUCUCACCGUUUGCACCACGUCAGCGGGUUGGCCUGGAUAGACGAGCACACUCUUGUCACCACCUCCCACGAUGCCAGCAUCAAACAGUGGACAAUAACAUACUGAGCUGCAAGCAUACAUUCACAUCUCCAGGGACAAGGACUACUGUAGAACUCAAGCUUUUCUUUUUCUAAACAUCCAAAUGUGCUCUGUGCUGUAUGUAAUCUGAAUUGUAAAUGGUUAUGUUUGGGAAUGGCUUCCACAGAAUGAUCUGUUUUUUAAUGCGGUUAACCUGAGCGUACAUGGAAAUGUAACCAUGAGUGCUUUUACACCUCUUCAUGGACCCAGCAACCUGUUUGUUAGCUCAUCAUUCCAUAGGUGACUCAGUUUAAACUGAAAUCCUAGUUGUGGUUGGGGUCAUUGCAUCCUAUCUAAAAGGAGGAACCAAAAGCUACUUUUGUUUUUAUUAUUAAUAUUAAUCAGAAUUAUGUUGGAAAGAAAUAAACUUUUGGUUACAUUCCUGAAAUGAGCAGUAACUGGUCCCAGCUGCAUCUCACAUCACUUUCCAUUUUUAAAGUGAUUUUUUUUUUUUUUUCUUUCUUUUGCCUUGUUGCUUUGUAAUAAGUUUCAAACUUCUUGGUAUUCAACUACUCUACCUGUUAAACUGGGGAGCAAUAAUAAGAAGAUAAAGAACAAAUACAAUCAAAAUGCUGUUUCUUGGGUUAGAAGUUCUGUUUUUUUUUUUUUCUGCUGUGUUUGGUUGUCUUUUUUUUUUUUUUCUGUCUUUUUGCAUCUUCUUCCAAAAUGGAGGUGGCUCAUGAAUAAUAAUAAAUAACUUUUUAUGCAUUCA